This is a messenger RNA of Meloidogyne enterolobii, 318 nucleotides long. NCBI's taxonomy places the organism in Eukaryota, Metazoa, Nematoda, Chromadorea, Rhabditida, Meloidogynidae. The record is from the annotation of a GenBank genome assembly.
AUGUAUACAGAACAGAAAAAUCCCCCAUAUAUUAUGCAACUUGAUUGUAAAUUACAACAAUUAGCUCGUUUUGGUUUUUAUUUUACUGAAUCUAAUGGCCGUACAUGCAAUAAAAAAGCAGUACACAAAGCACAACAAGCAAUGGAAAGGGGAGAAGUUGAUAUUGGAAAAGGACCUGUCCGUUUGAGUUGGGGACGUUUUCAAUUUAAAGUUUAUUGGUGGCUUGUUGAUUAUAUUUUAUGUACACCUUGUUUAGGUUCAUAUCUCAAGCCUUAUUUACCUUUGGUUGGCUACAUUUUAAUGUUUACUGUGGCUUAA